This is a messenger RNA of Musa acuminata subsp. malaccensis (wild Malaysian banana), 1613 nucleotides long. RefSeq lists its product as uncharacterized. The record is from RefSeq and is a predicted model, not a curated record. Gene Ontology annotation, biological process: regulation of flower development. Gene Ontology annotation, cellular component: nucleus. Gene Ontology annotation, molecular function: DNA-binding transcription factor activity; protein binding. NCBI's taxonomy places the organism in Eukaryota, Viridiplantae, Streptophyta, Magnoliopsida, Zingiberales, Musaceae.
UGGAGUUGUGUGGUUUGUUGGAGGUGUGAGUUGUCUUGCUAGGGGAGAAUAAGGUGAUCUUAGGCUAUCAGUAAGAACGCUCCGAGGAGAACAAAAAUAUUGCUGCGGUGCUUUAGGUCUUCUUCUUCUUCUUCUUCUUCUCAUUGCUUCUUCUUCCGGGGAUCGAGAGUCGGUGAAAGAGGCAUGUUGCAGAACAUGAUUGAACAGAAUCCCGAGGGGCUCUUAAUUGAGGGUAUCUCCAGCCCCAUCGCCGCUCAGCUUCUCGACUUCUGCGAAGACGACGACGGGAGAGCGGCCGGCGACCUCUUCCCAGGCUCCGAUCACCAGCAGCACCAGCCCAUCCUCUUCGCUCCUUAUGACGACGUGUCCUCCUCCACCGCCGCCGCCACGACGGCCGCCAGCACACCGCUUUGCUGCUACCCCGGUGACGACGCCUCCUUCUCCCCCUUCCCCUCCUUCUACGCCCUCCUCGACGCCUCUCCACCCCGGCCCGAUCCCGAUCCCGAGCCCGACCUCGCCCACUACCCUUCCUCCUCCUCCUCGUCCUCGAACCCCCCUCCUCCUCCGGCGAUUCUCUCGGUCCCGCCACCUCCGUACUCGGGGGAUCCGUUCGAUCAGCUCGUGACGACGGAUGUCAUCUCCAGCGAGUACCCGUUCGACCACGGGUUGGUGGUCCCGGUGCCGGCGGCGGGGCCCUCAGCGAGCCAGCAGCAGCACCCUCAUGCGGCGUACGAGGAGGAGCGCUACUCGGCGGCGGGGGGAAUGCAGCAGUCGUCAGAGCUGGUGAGGCUGGAAGCGCCGCCGUGCGGGUUCAUCGAAGGGGUUGGAAUCGGGGCGCUGUACUGCGGCGGGAUGCUGUACGGCGGCGAGCGGCCGCAGGGACUCUCCGGUGGAGGAAUGCCGGUGCUGGGGCCGGUCAACGUGUCGGAUAGCAGCGGUCUGGGGCCGUACGUCCAGGACGCGAUGCCCCACAUGUACAGCUCCGGCGACUUGCAGGUUCUUGGCGGAGGCAGCCAGCAUCUGAUGGGAGGAUGCAGUGGCAACCAGCCCCCGGCGCCGCUGCCGACAUCCGACGUCGCACCGUUGGAUGACUCCGCCUACAAAGUUGGUCGCUUGUCCGUGGAGGAGAGGAAGGAGAAGAUCCACCGGUACAUGAGGAAGCGCAACGAAAGAAACUUCAGCAAGAAGAUCAAGUAUGCAUGUCGGAAAACUUUAGCAGACAGCCGACCUCGAGUCCGGGGAAGGUUUGCGAAGAAUGACGAGCUCGGAGAGGUGGCAAGACUGAGCUCCAGCAGCCAUGAAUUCGACGACGACGAAGAAGCGGUCGUCAAGGAGGAAGACAUCCUCGACUCCUCUGACAUCCUUGCACAUAUCAGCGGGGUGAACUCGUUCAAGUACAACUACACCCUUGAAUCCUGGAUAUGACUCGUGCGGCCUAAACAAGGAGAGUUCAUCAUCCAUUCAAUAAACUCAAUGGUGUGGAGAAUGUUGUUACUACGACGAGUUCUUCCCCAUAUACUUCCUUAUCUCCAUGUUUCGACUUCGAAGAAUUAUGCUCCUGCAUUCACUUGUUAGCUGUGAAGUUAAAAAUAGAUCUACGAAUUAGAUUGCCA